Fomitopsis serialis is the source of this 1720-nucleotide messenger RNA. Its product is annotated as AAA-domain-containing protein. Gene Ontology annotation, molecular function: ATP hydrolysis activity; ATP binding. The transcript has 8 exons. The coding region runs from base 57 to 1370 and encodes 437 amino acids. Lineage: Eukaryota; Fungi; Basidiomycota; Agaricomycetes; Polyporales; Fomitopsidaceae. Gene Ontology annotation, biological process: vacuole organization; endosomal transport. The record is from RefSeq and is a predicted model, not a curated record.
GUCUGGUUACAACGACCUCAUUUACCGCCACUGGCUACACUGCGUGUUCGAAAACGAUGUCCCAGAAUUUAGACCGGGCUAUUGAGAUCGUGCAGCGCGCGAUCGAGGACGAUACCAGACAGAACUACGCGGAGGCCUACAAGCAAUACCAGAAUGCGCUGGACUACUUCAUGCUCGCGCUGAAAUGGGAGAAGAACGAAAAGUCGAAGCAGCUCAUCCGGUCGAAGGUCACCGAGUACCUCGCGCGCGCGGAGGUCCUCAAGGAGCACCUCGCACAGUCGCAGCCAGAGAAGCGGGCGAAGAAGGCGAUAGGCGUGAAUGGCGGGAGCGGAGGCACGGGGAGCGGGGGGAAGAAGAAGGAUGAGGACGACGACGUCGACCCGGAGGUGAAGAAGCUGCGCGCGGGCCUCGCGGGUGCUAUCAUCACGGAGAAGCCGAACGUCAAGUGGGACGACGUCGCUGGGCUGGAGGCUGCGAAGGAGUCGCUGAAGGAGGCGGUCAUCCUGCCGAUCAAGUUUCCGCAUCUGUUCACGGGGAAGCGGACACCAUGGCGGGGUAUCCUGCUGUACGGGCCGCCGGGUACUGGGAAGUCGUACUUGGCGAAGGCUGUGGCGACGGAGGCGAAGGGCACGUUCUUCAGUGUCAGCUCCAGCGAUCUUGUCAGUAAAUGGCAGGGCGACUCUGAACGACUGGUCCGACAGCUGUUCGAGAUGGCACGAGAGAACAAGCCUGCGAUCAUCUUCAUAGACGAGGUCGACUCACUGGCGGGCUCGCGAAAUGAGCAAGAGUCCGAAGGUUCACGGCGUAUCAAGACGGAGUUUCUCGUGCAGAUGAACGGCGUUGGACACGAUGAUACCGGUGUAUUGGUCCUUGGUGCUACCAAUAUCCCGUGGCAGCUCGACAACGCCAUCAAGCGACGGUUUGAGAAGCGCAUCUACAUCCCGCUUCCGGGUGUCGAAGCGAGAAGACGGAUGUUCCAACUACAUGUUGGGGAUACCCCUUGUGAGCUAGCGGCCAAGGAUUAUCGGUUGCUUGCGGAGAGGACGGAAGGAUACUCUGGCUCUGAUAUCUCCGUCGUCGUACGCGAUGCCCUCAUGCAGCCUGUCCGCAAAGUCCUCUCUGCCACGCACUUCAAGACAGUGCCUUCACCAACUGACCCGGACGUCAUGAAAUGGACACCGUGCUCUCCGGGCGAUCCCGAAGCGACAGAGAAGUCGUGGUCUGAAAUCGAAAGCGACGAAUUGCUAGAGCCACCACUCAAAAUAGCGGACUUCUUGAAAUCAUUGGAUAACGUCCGGCCGACGGUAACGGGGGAUGAUAUCAGGAAACAUGACCAAUGGACCAUGGAGUCUGGUAACGAGGGUGCAUAGCGACGAUUCGGGUUCGAAAUUCAAACGGUCCACAUCUAUUUCCACGCGUUCACCGAGAAAGCAUGCAGUGCAGAGCUAUGUAACAAUAUUGUAAGUUGAUGCAGGACACGGACGAUACACCGUAAUCAAGUGGUUUACCGCUACAGAUUGUACUUCAUUACUAGGGUAUAAGUAGACUGUAAUCUUCAGGAUGGCAAGCAUCUAAGUAUACAUUGUGCUUGUGCUUCAGUGAAGCACAGGGUCAGUCUGAGUUUGCCGCAACCCAGAGUCAUCCUGAACGGUGUUCAAGCGUAAGCUAAACACGAUUGACGGUCGUACUUAGUACAGAGUGUGUUGAGAAUACCAAAACG